AUGAACCCGCCCACACCGCCACUGGCGCGCGUGCGCACACCAGGAUACGCGGGCUACUCGAUCGCAUGGUCGCCCUUUUUUGAACAACGACUCGCGGUGGCCUCAUCAGCCAAUUACGGCUUGGUGGGAAACGGACGGCUGCACAUUCUCUCGCUCGCACGCAACGCAUCUGCGCCUCACCCGAGUCUGGUGGUGGACAAGGUGUUCGAUACGCAGGACGGGCUGUAUGACGUUGCGUUCAGCGAGGCACACGAGAACCAGCUCGUCACCGCGUCCGGCGACGGAUCCAUCAAGCUGUGGGACUGUGCGUUGCAGGAUCAUCCGAUCCGCAACUGGCAGGAGCACAACAGAGAGGUCUUCUGCGUCGACUGGAACAACAUCAACAAGAACGUCUUUGCGAGCUCCAGCUGGGACGCCAGCGUCAGGUUGUGGCAUCCAGAACGGCCCAACAGCAUCAUGGCCAUCACCGCGCAUACCGGCUGCGUCUAUGCAUGUGCCUUCUCACCACACUCGCCCGACCUGCUCGCAACAGCGUGUGGAGACGGCCAUCUCCGACUGUUUGACCUGCGCCAACCAGCCGCGCAACCCACGGCAACCGUGCCCGUCGGAGGCGAGGUGCUGUGUCUCGACUGGAACAAGUAUCGCCCGAUGACCAUAGCUACCGGCAGCACCGACCGCGUCAUCAAGACCUGGGAUCUGCGCAAUGCCGUCUCCAAGCCACCGGGUGCCAUGGCGUCACCGCUCGAUGUCGCAACGCCGCUGGCGGCGAUUCUGGGCCACGAAUACGCCGUGCGAAAGGUGGCCUACUCGCCGCAUGCACCCCAGCUGCUCGCAAGUGCGAGCUACGAUAUGACCGCACGCAUAUGGGAUACCGACGCAGCAGCGCUCAGUGGACCACCCGGCGUAGUGCAACCACCACCGCAACCGGGGCAGGGCCCCAACGCGGCCGCGGCCGGCGCCAUGCGCAAGAUCCACGACACACACACCGAGUUCGUCGUAGGCGUGGCAUGGAGUCUCUUUCAAGACGGCCUGGUGGCCAGCACCGCAUGGGACUCGGAAACGCAUCUGUGGGGGGUUCACUAG
Molecule: messenger RNA, 1083 nt
Organism: Moesziomyces antarcticus
Lineage: Eukaryota; Fungi; Basidiomycota; Ustilaginomycetes; Ustilaginales; Ustilaginaceae
Product: WD40 repeat-like protein
Exons: 1
Coding region: 1-1083 (360 amino acids)
Biological process (GO): protein import into peroxisome matrix
Cellular component (GO): cytosol; peroxisomal matrix
Molecular function (GO): protein binding
Source: RefSeq, a predicted model, not a curated record